Larimichthys crocea (large yellow croaker) is the source of this 618-nucleotide messenger RNA. RefSeq names its product gap junction protein epsilon 1a (gene gje1a). The record is from RefSeq and is a predicted model, not a curated record. Gene Ontology annotation, biological process: cell-cell signaling. The transcript is spliced from 4 exons. Gene Ontology annotation, molecular function: gap junction channel activity. The coding region runs from base 1 to 618 and encodes 205 amino acids. Gene Ontology annotation, cellular component: connexin complex. NCBI's taxonomy places the organism in Eukaryota, Metazoa, Chordata, Actinopteri, Sciaenidae.
AUGUCUUUAAACUACAUCAGAAACUUCUAUGAAGGAUGCCUCAGGCCUCCUACGGUGAUAGGCCAGUUCCACACCUUGUUCUUCGGCUCGGUGCGGAUGUUCUUCCUGGGCGUUCUUGGCUUCGCCGUCUAUGGGAAUGAGGCACUGCACUUCAGCUGCGACCCGGAUCGCCGAGAACUCAACCUGUUCUGCUACAACCAGUUCAGACCUAUAACGCCUCAGGUGUUUUGGGCGUUACAGCUGGUAACUGUGCUAUUUCCUGGGGCGGUGUUUCACCUCUACGCAGCCUGUAAGAACAUAGACCAGGAAGAGAUCCUGGAACGACCCAUCUACACCGUCUUCUACAUCAUUUCUGUUCUUCUACGCAUCAUUCUUGAAGUCAUUGCCUUCUGGCUACAAAGCCACCUCUUUGGCUUCCAGGUCCACGCGCUCUACAUGUGUGAUGCCAGUGCUUUGGAAAAGGCCUUUAAUGUGACUAAGUGCAUGGUGCCCGAACACUUUGAAAAAACCAUCUUCCUCAGUGCCAUGUACACCUUCACCGUGAUCACCAUACUUCUCUGUGUUGCUGAGAUAUUCGAGAUACUCUGCCGACGGCUUGGUUACCUCAACAACCAAUGA